Nymphaea colorata (pocket water lily) is the source of this 1216-nucleotide messenger RNA. RefSeq names its product GDSL esterase/lipase At1g29670-like. NCBI's taxonomy places the organism in Eukaryota, Viridiplantae, Streptophyta, Magnoliopsida, Nymphaeales, Nymphaeaceae. The record is from RefSeq and is a predicted model, not a curated record. The coding region runs from base 9 to 1133 and encodes 374 amino acids. Gene Ontology annotation, molecular function: hydrolase activity, acting on ester bonds. The transcript has 4 exons.
GUACAAGAAUGGCAAGAUCAUUAAUCCAUCACUGCUGCUGUUUCUUCUUCUUCAGCGGGCUCCUUCUCUUCUUUCAUUUUUCUCCAUCUCAGGCACAGGUCGUCCCAGCCCUGUUUGUGUUUGGGGACUCUAAUGUCGACAACGGAAAUAAUGCCAUUCUGCUUCCCAAUGAAACAACCACUCGUUUUCUUCCCUAUGGAUUUGAUUUCCCAACUGGUCCUACUGGUAGAUUUACAAAUGGAAUGAAUCCAGGCGAUGUGCUUGCCAGGCUUUUGGAUCUUCCUCGUUUCCUUCCUGCCGUUCUCGACCCCAAGACCAAAGGCGAAAUGAUCUUGUAUGGAGUUAACUAUGCCUCUGCCGGCGCCGGGAUUCUUGAUUAUCCUAAUUCUGAAUUUAUAUCGAUGAACAACCAGAUCAAGCUGUUUGAGAAUACAACCGUUCCAGAGUUGAGUGCACUCCUUAACAAGACCCAGCUGUCCUUGCACCUGAAAAGGAGCAUUUUUGCGUUGAAUGCUGGAGGAAACGACUGUAUUGAACUGUGUCAGAGACCUAUCGGAGAGGAAGAAUGCGAAGACGAUCUCCAGCUCGUCAUGGGAAAUUACACUUUACAAAUCAAGAAGCUGUAUGGUUUAGGAGCCCGAAAGUUCGUGCUUUUUGGUGCGACACCACUUGGGUGCAACCCAGCUUACCUGCCUGGUAACAAUUACACAUGCAGGGAGGACUUGAAUUUUGGGGCUCAAUCAUUCAACAAGUUGCUCAGAUCUUUAGUGGACACGCUUAAGCAAGAUAUGCCAGCAGCCAACUUUGUGCAUGUCAAUGCCUACAAAAUUCUCUAUGAUAUCUAUAGGAAUCCUGCACCAGAGGGAUUUCGGGUGGUGGACAAGGCUUGUUGCGUUACAAACAGUACAGGUUCCGCAGCAGGGCUUGCAUGCGUAUCAGAGAGCACACCAUGCGAGAACAGGGAUGAAUACAUGUACUACGAUGGUGUACACUGCAGCACCGCGGCGUAUUUGAUCUUAGUGGGGAAGGCCUUUUACUCAGAGCAUCCGGAAGAAGUGUAUCCUUUUAAUAUUGCACACCUUGCUGCCGAUUCUGUUCCUGAAAACAGGGCAAUUUCUAACAUUCCUUUAUGAUAGGGAAUGCCUUCUUUAUCUUAUUGUUAGAAUAACUGAAACCUGUUGUGUUGCACUGUGAAGUUGGUUAGUUCAUUCCUUGG